AUGGCGUCGGAGGACGAGUCGUCGUCAGCCUUCGUGUCGGAGUCCGAGGAGGAGAAGGCAGUGCUUGUGGCGAAGGGCGGCGCGGCAGCAGGAGAGGCAAUCGAGGAAGCUUCGGAGGCGGAGGCGACGGAAACGGCAGAAGAGGACACGGAAGCGGAGGAGACGGCGGAGGAGGAUAACGACGAGGACGACGACGACGAUGAGAAGGACGAGGAGGGCGGUGCGGCGGAGGCGGAGGAGGAGGUGGUGAUGCUGCUGUGCGUGCUGAGUCUUGACGACGGCGACGUGCUGCGGAAGCGCAAGAUCUGGCGCCGCAUCGCCGUGCCGGCCGACUUUUCGCUGCUCGAGCUGCACGUCGCGCUACAGGUGAGUCAAGUGCUUGGCGCGCUGCAGAACGCGUUCGACUGGGAGGACACGCAUCUCCACGACUUCACCCAGCCGCGCCGCCACGCGUGGCGCCGCCUGCUCGACCCCGCCGCCGUUCUGGCUGACGAGAUCACCGACUCCGAGGCCGAAACCGAGGGCGCUACAGCCAAACCCAAGCCCGCUACAGCCACCGCCGCUACAGCCGCCGCAGGCAUCAUCGCUUCUGCUACAUCCGAGGUUCUCCCGCCGCUCCCCGACACGCAGUACCGGGGGUUCGGCCGGACGGAUCUUUCGGCUGUAGCGGAGCUGCUACAGCUGGAUUUGGACUCUCUGCCGCCCGGUUUCACGCGCACGUUCAAGACUGUAGCGGGCGCCAAGGAGGAGGCGGCGGACGAUUUGAUUCUGACGCCCGCGAGUUUGGAUCUGGGCGGGAGUGCUGAGGUGGUGUUUGUGGAGCAUGCUGACGUGGCAGCGGCGGGAGAAGGCAAGGAGGUGGCGUUAUUGACGGGACCUGGCGAGGUGAGGAGGGGAGUGGGGAGGGGGGAUUGUGAGAGAGUGGAGUGUGGGGUUGCGUGGAGUGCACGGGGGAAAGUGGGGGAGAGGAGUGGGGAAAUGUGGGGUGUGUGGAUUUUCUGGGAAAGGAAUGUGGAGGAGAGGUCCUUGUGUGCACCGCCACACACUCCCAUUCCCUGCACCCCGCCUCUACUCCUCACUCUCCUGCUCCCCACCCUCCUGCUCCCCACCCUCCUGCUCCCCACCCUCCUGCUCCCCACCUUCCUGCUCUCCCACCCAUGCUUCCGUUUUCCAUCACUCCCCUCUCUCUCUUCCUCCCCCCCACAUCAGGUGCUGGACAAGAGGGCGUUCGAGGUACUGGACGAGAGGGCGUUUGAAGUGGGGGCGGUCUUUUCAAAGACCGACCCGCUGCUGGUCUACCAGUACGACUUUGGCAUGAGCUACGAGGUGCACCUCAUUUUCGAGGGUAAAUUCCCCGCCACCGAGGGGGUGAACUACCCGACGUGCCUGGCGGGCGCGGGAGCGAGUCCAGCAGAGGACGGCAACGAUAUGGAUGACGAGGGCGCGCUGCUGCCUUCAUACGACUACACCGACUUUGCUGUGCUUGAUGUGCUCGCCAACUUUGAGAAGACUUUUGAGGACUCGUGGCCAGUGGGUCCAGGCUCGGAAGACAGCAUCGACGCUCCCCGAUGCUACAUGUGCAGGUACAACCGCGAGUGUGGGCGGCGCAGGGAGUGCACGGGCAAGUGCUGCGGCUACUGCCUCAAGACCCCCCUGCACCUGCUUGCCGGCUCCAUCCCCCUGCGCUUCUCCCCUACCCUAACCCGCCCUCUCCUCUUCCCUGCCCUGUUUGACUGCACUAUCCCAGGUACAACCGCGAGUGUGGGCGGUUCCAUCCCCCUGCGCUUCUCCCCUACCCUAACCCGCCCUCUCCUCUUCCCUGCCCUUUUCAACCGUCUGCCUGCCUCCCCUCUACCCCAUCCCCCCUCUCCCAGGUACAACCGCGAGUGUGGGCGGCGCAGGGAGUGCACGGGCAAGUGCUGCGGGUACUGCCUCAAGACCCCCCUGCACCUGCUUGCCGGCUCCAUCCCCCUGCGGGACGCCGAUGCCGCGUAUGAGGGUGCGGCACAGAAGCUGCUGCAGGAACAGAGGAAGGCCGCUGAGAGCGCAGAGGCAUAG
Molecule: messenger RNA, 2058 nt
Organism: Closterium sp. NIES-65
Lineage: Eukaryota; Viridiplantae; Streptophyta; Zygnematophyceae; Desmidiales; Closteriaceae
Source: the annotation of a GenBank genome assembly